AUGCUGCGCUCCUCGAUUCUCCAGAGCCGGCAAUUGCUGUCGUCGCCCAUUCGCCAGCGGACAGCGUCGCAAUGGCUGUCUAGAGCUGGAGCCAGCAACCGGCUCUCCGGUCAGAGAUUCUUCGCCGACGAAAAGUCCCCUACCCCCGCUUCUCCCUCAUCCGAGUCGACCGUCCCUCCAGAGAAUGUUGCCAAGGCAGAACAAGGAUCUCACGUCCCCCCGGCUCCCCCAACUCCCAAGACUGGACGUUUCCGUCGAUUCCUGUUGUACUUGAUUCUCACAUCCGGAUUUGCCUAUGGUGGAGGUAUCUUUUUGGCUUUGAAGUCGGACAACUUCCACGACUUCUUCACAGAGUACGUGCCUUACGGAGAGGAAUGUGUUCUCUACUUUGAGGAGCAGGACUUCUACCGCCGAUUCCCGAAUGCCUCCAAGCACCAACACCGGAUUCAGUCUACACCAAAGGAUGCAGGCAGGCAUGUCACCAUCCCGAGCAAUAGUGGUCUUUUUUCGAAGGUCACAGAGGAGGAGGAUGCUGGAGCCGAUGUUUCGCAAAAGGGUCCUCACAUGAGUGCUGUCCAUGAUGCUCAGGUGAAGCCCGCCGGCGCCAAGGCUGAAGAGAGGGCUGCCGCCGUCGGAAAGGCCAAGAGCGACAAGGCUACUAAGGAGCAGAAGGCCAAGGAUGAGAAGAAGAAGCCCGCCGCUCCCAUCCCUACUAUCGAGCUUGCGCAAGUGCAGGAGGGAGGUGAAGCUAUUGUUCAAGACUUGGUCAAGACCUUCAACGACAUUGUCACAGUCAUUAGCGCCGAUGAGGACUCCGGCAAGUACUCUUCUUCCAUCGCGAAGGCUAAGGAGGAAGUCCAGAAAAUUGGCGAGAAGAUUGUGGCAGUCCGCGAAGAGGCCCGCAAGGCUGCCCAGAACGAACUCACAAAGGUGCACGCGACUUUCGACGAGUCUGCACGUGAGCUGAUCCGCCGCUUCGAGGACUCUCGCUCUGCGGACGCUGCUCAGUACCGUGAAGAGUUCGAGGUCGAGCGGGAGAGGCUGGCCCGUGCCUACCAGGACAAGAUCCAGACCGAAUUGCAAAGAGCCCAGCAAAUCGCGGAACAGCGCCUGCAGAAUGAACUCGUCGAGCAGGCUAUUGAGCUCAACCGCAAGUACUUGCAUAACAUUCAGGACUUGGUUGAGAAGGAGCGCGAAGGGCGUCUCAGCAAGCUAAACGAGCUGACCACCAGCGUUAACGACCUCGAGAAGCUCACCACCGACUGGAGGGAGGUCAUCGACUCGAACCUCAAGACCCAGCAGCUCCAGGUUGCUGUGGACGCGGUGCGCUCUGUCCUUGAGCGCUCUGAGGUUCCCCGGCCAUUCAUUCGUGAGCUUGUUGCCGUCAAGGAGUUGGCCACUGAUGACCACGUUGUUGAGGCAGCCAUCGCGUCCAUCAACCCCACCGCCUACCAGCGCGGUAUCCCCUCCACUUCUCAGCUGAUCGAGCGGUUCCGCCGUGUUGCUUCUGAGGUCCGCAAGGCCAGCCUUCUGCCUGAGGAUGCUGGUAUCGCCAGCCACGCUGCCAGCGUUGUCUUGAGCAAGGUCAUGUUCAAGAAGGAUGCCGUGGCCGAUGGCGAUGGCGUUGAGAGUGUUCUCAUGCGGACUGAGACUCUCUUGGAGGAGGGCAAUGUUGACUCUGCCGCCCGUGAGAUGAACUCUCUCCAGGGAUGGGCAAGAAUCUUGAGCAAGGAUUGGCUGGCAGAUGCGCGCCGGGUUCUUGAGGUGAAGCAAGCUUUGGAGGUUAUUGAGACUGAGGCACGACUCCAGUGUCUGAGAGUGGAAUAG
Molecule: messenger RNA, 1827 nt
Organism: Aspergillus glaucus CBS 516.65
Lineage: Eukaryota; Fungi; Ascomycota; Eurotiomycetes; Eurotiales; Aspergillaceae
Product: MICOS complex subunit MIC60
Exons: 4
Coding region: 1-1827 (608 amino acids)
Biological process (GO): cristae formation
Cellular component (GO): MICOS complex
Source: RefSeq, a predicted model, not a curated record